Molecule: messenger RNA, 258 nt
Organism: Laccaria bicolor S238N-H82
Lineage: Eukaryota; Fungi; Basidiomycota; Agaricomycetes; Agaricales; Hydnangiaceae
Exons: 1
Coding region: 1-258 (85 amino acids)
Source: RefSeq, a predicted model, not a curated record
AUGACCCAGAACUCGAACGAGUAUGUCGGGAGACCAGCGGAUUGCUCUGGCACCGGCUCAUGCUCCUUGGGGACGAUUUCGACCCAAAAAUCAUCGUGCAGCACCAACGCCAUCAACAGGCGACCCAAGAAGUCUGCCAGGGACGAGGAUCACAUCAAACGUCCAGAGAACGCCUUCAUCCUCUUCCGACGCAAAACUUGCGAGGAUCGCCAACAAGCGCAAGAAGAGGCCGCUACCGCAGCAGAUGGGCCCACGUAG